UUUUUCAUGUCCAUACUGUUCUUAUGACACAACACGUAAGGAGCUCUUGAAGGAGCACAUCAAUCUACAUACAGGAGAGAAGCCCUACAGCUGUUCCUUCUGCCCCUACAGCGCAUCUCAGAGGAGCUCCCUCAAUGUGCACUUGCGUAGACACACAGGUGGAGCGGGAAGCUAACUUUGAGUGGACUGAUGGCAGAAGAACAGAAGAAGAUUGGCAGAGCUCCACAUGCAUCAGCAAUAAUCUGAGGAGCAAUGCCCUAAGGCAGACGGGGGAGAAGCCUUACACUUGCCCUUUUUGUUCUUAUAGAACCUCAAGGAAAGCUCUCUUAGAGGAGCACAUCAACACACACACAGGGGACCGGCCAUUCUCGUGCCCUUACUGCCAGUACAGUUCCUCCCACAAGAGCAUCCUGAAGGCUCAUAUACGGCGCCACACGGGCGAGAAGCCGUAUGCCUGUGCUCACUGUCCUUACCGAGCCACACAGAAAUCAACCUUAAACAGUCACAUGCUGACUCACAAGGGAAAGGACCCAGUGGCCUGAGGGCACCAGCUAGUGACAGGAAGUCAAGGAAAAGUCCAGGUGUCUCCAAGUAUAUCUUGUCAAUGGGCUGCCUGCCCACACUCACUUGCCAUGUGGCUUGUCUGGAGACCACAGUCCACUGCCACACUUCCAUCCCAUUGUUGUGUGUUGACAAAGAUGUAUUAGAUUAUCAAAUAAUGAACCUCAGAGUAUUUGUAUAUUUUGUUUGACCAGGCAUAUAAUAAUAUGAUGUGUCUGACUGAUAUUCAAUUUAAACUUUAUAUUUUUUGUAAGUAUUUAUGUGUUCUUGUUCUUAAUUGAUGAAAAUAGACAACAAGCAGUAUUGCCAUUAUAUAUAUAUAUAUAUAUAUAUAUAUAUAUAUAUAUAUAUAUAUAUAUAUAUAUAUAUAUAUAUAUAUAUAUAUAUAACAUUAUUGUAUAUACACAAGUUAUAUAUUUAGUUCAGACAGUAUCUGAAGUUUUGCAGUGAAAUUCUAAGGCUGGGUACAAAAUUGAUAAGGCCAAAUACAGUUAGAUCAAGAAUUGCUAAGUCGUAAUGAGUGUUACUGUAAAGUCCACAAUGAUAGCAGUGUCUCAUACAAAAAAUACCUGAAAUGUUGAGAAAUUAGUUUGUGCAAGUACAAUUACUACAACUGGUUACCAAAAUAGUAGAGAGUUGGAUUUGAUUAAGGACAUAAUGGAGAGGAAGGAACCUGAACCUGAACCUGAGCCUUCCACUGACACUCAGAAUAAAAAUCAGAUUAAGAA
Messenger RNA from Portunus trituberculatus (swimming crab), 1289 nucleotides. RefSeq names its product protein krueppel-like. Gene Ontology annotation, cellular component: nucleus. The coding region runs from base 135 to 542 and encodes 135 amino acids. NCBI's taxonomy places the organism in Eukaryota, Metazoa, Arthropoda, Malacostraca, Decapoda, Portunidae. Gene Ontology annotation, molecular function: DNA-binding transcription factor activity, RNA polymerase II-specific; RNA polymerase II transcription regulatory region sequence-specific DNA binding. The record is from RefSeq and is a predicted model, not a curated record. The transcript has 2 exons. Gene Ontology annotation, biological process: regulation of transcription by RNA polymerase II.